Molecule: messenger RNA, 7044 nt
Organism: Lethenteron reissneri (Far Eastern brook lamprey)
Lineage: Eukaryota; Metazoa; Chordata; Hyperoartia; Petromyzontiformes; Petromyzontidae
Gene: RAB3GAP2
Product: RAB3 GTPase activating non-catalytic protein subunit 2
Biological process (GO): regulation of GTPase activity
Source: RefSeq, a predicted model, not a curated record
CGUUGACGUCACCGCAGGCUUCCUGCCGGCCUGCCUGGGCCUCUCUGAGUGGUGACGGGAGACGCGGAUACGUUUACAUUCUUACACACUUACACACGUACACACACACGUACACACGUGUGUACACACUCACACACACACACUCAAGGUGUACACACACACCUGCGCACGCUGACAUAAACCCCGCACUGUCAUGUGCGCAAAGACACGUAGGCCGGCAUUCGCGUACACACGUAUAGAGUAGCAGUGGAGGUGUGUGUAGGUGUAUGCUUCUGAGGCGCAUACAUAACGUUUACACGGAAUCUACACUUUCACAUACACAAAGACACACUCAUUUUGGCAUACACGCGGACGUAUACGAUGUACAUAUGAGACAUACGCUGUCACACAUACACUCUUAUACGUAUAAACAUACUCACGUUCACACGUAAUCAGUCUCAGACAAUUGCACACACAAACACGUUAUUCAUAUCCCGUCAGUACACAUACAGAUAUAUGUACAUACUGUUUACACUCGGGUAUACAUGGUAAUACUGCGCAUACACACAUAAACAACACACUUGUAGAGGUAAAAAAUACACACGUACCUGUACGCACACACAUAUAAAGACGAAUAUAAUCUAUAAUACAUACACAGACGUUAAGAAACACGGUGCCACAUCACAGAGGAGGAACAUCCCUGCAGAAGAAGCUGCAAUGUCUUGCUCCCUGAACGAGUUCUGUCAGUUCCAGGACAUCGGCUCAGUUCGAGAUCUCCUCUUCCCAAACCUCAAGCAGGAGACGAGGAAAAGAGCCACUGACGCAAGCAGAGAAGAAAAAGAAGUUGGCUGGGAGGAUGACAACUGGGGGUCAUGGGACCUUCCCGAAACCAAAGACAAGGAGGUGGUGCCUGAAGAGGAGGUCACGGGGAAGUCACAGAAUGACUUCUGGCUGCAGGACUGCGUGGUGUCUCUUUCGCCCACCAACGAUCUGAUGGUCAUUGCGCACGAGCAGAUAGCCGUGUUUUUGCAGCCGAAAUGGAGGGCGAACGAGAAAGGGAAGGAUGAAAUCAAGUACUCGACCUUGUGGAGUGGAGCCCUGAAUUUAGAGGAUGGGGAGUUCAUCAGCAGUGCUAUCUGCAUACCACUCGCCAGUCAAAAAAGGAGUUCCACGGGACGGCCAGAUUGGACCUGCAUCAUCAUCGGCUUCACAACGGGAUACGUUCGUUUCUACACAGAGACAGGCGUGCUGCUGCUGUCACAGCUGCUGAGCGAGGACCCGGUGCUGAGACUCAAGUGCAGGACGUACGAGACCCCGAGGCAUGCGGGGGUCACCGAGCAGCAAGAGGAGCUGAGCAUCCUCUACCCGACGGCUCUCGUCACCAUCGACGGCUUCAGCCUCUACCAGUCUCUCCGAGCCUGCCGCAACCAGGUCGCGCGAGCCACAGCUGCCGGGUCAGAAUGCAUCCAGCCACCACCGCUGGCUUACAAAAAGUGGGGGCUGCAGGAGAUGGAAUCGAUAGUCGACCACAUCACCGUCGGCGUGGUGACCUCGUGCACGUUCGAUCAGAUGAAGGUGGCGUCGAUCCUCGGCGGUUACAAUGCCACCAUCAAGAGCAGCCCUCCGGCCAUGUCGCAGUAUGUGACCGUGGGCAGCGGACCCUACGCAGGAUUCUUCUACGCGCUCGAGGGAAGCAGCCAGCCUCUUCUGUCACACGUGGCUUUGGCAGUGGCCAGCAAGCUGACAUCCGCCUUAAUAAACGCUGCCAGCGGCUGGCUCGGAUGGAAGGGGAAGCAGGAAGCGGAGACUCCGCAGAAGCAGAAGCCCAAGGUCGAGCCGGCGACCCCACUUCCCGUGAGGUUUGGGAUCCCGGACUCACGUCGUCGCGGAGAGUCGAUAACGCUCUCCCCGUGCAACACGCUGGCUGCCGUGACGGAUGAGUUUGGACGUGUCAUCAUGCUCGACCUCCAGCGGGGCGUCGCCAUCCGCAUGUGGAAAGGCUACCGCGACGCGGAGAUCGGCUGGAUCCAGGUGCUGGAGGAGCUGCACGAGUCCGAGUCGGAGCGGCCCCCGGUUCCUGCGGGGGCCCCCCCCCGGCCCGCAGCCGCCCCCCGCUCGGCGCGCGUCGCGCAGUUUGUCGCCAUCUACGCACCGCGGCGCGGGAUCCUGGAGGUGUGGAGCACGCAGCAGGGGCCCCGCGUCGCCGCCUUCAACGUGGGCAAGAACUGCAGGCUGCUUUACCCGGGCUACAGGAUCAUGGGCCUCAACAACGUGACGAGCCAGGGCUGGCUGCCCCACACCUACCAGGUGUGCCUGCUGGACGCCACAGCCGCCUCCGUGCGCACCAUCAAUGUGCCCUUCCACCUCGCACUCAGCGAUAAGAAGAGCGAGAGAGCGAAAGACAUGCAUCUGCUGAAGAGGCUGUCGGGCCUUCUCAAGGCAAAGGUCAUCAGCCCAGAUUUUCAGAAAGAAAUGGCGCAGCUCCUCAUAGACGUGAAGUAUCCAGCUCUCAAAAAGCAGGGCCUGGAGGCGGUGCUGUCCUCCCGCAAGCUCUCGGUGUCCUCCCUGCUCGACGUUGUCGGGGCCUUCCUGGAGAACGUGCAGAGCCAAGAGCCGGCCAGCAUGGACGAGGACCUUGUGCAGUUCUGCCAGAGCCAGCAUCAGCUGCUGCAGCUCUACUCCACCGUGAGCCAGCUCUCCCGAGACCAGCCUGGCUCGCCGCCCAUGGAGGUGGACGAAACCGACCUGCCGGUGCUGCUGCGCAUGGAGGAGCCGGUGCUGAGCCACACGCUGGCGCUGCUGGACGGGUACCGGCACGCGGUUCCACCGCCCGCCCCCAAGGGGGUAGCGCCCUUCCCCGUGGAUCUCUUCCUCGAGUGCCUGGAGGCCGGCAGGGACGGCGUGAGUGUCCGCAAGAUCGACGACGACAAGUCCCUCGCUCUCGGGAACUUCCUCUUCUGGAAGUGUUUGUGCGGCGAGUUCUCGCCCGACGCCGUGUGGCAGACACUGGAGGCGGCGGGGUGCAGGGCGCAGCAGCUAGUGAGCCUGCUGCUCACCGUGUGGCUCAACCGGGAGUUUGACGUUCUAGCCGAUGUGACGGCCGUGAGAAACCUGCAUCGGUGCCUCACGCUCAUCACCAGGAUGACAGGCGGUAUCGACAAGACCUGGGACUUGCACUCGGUGAGCCCGUGGUGGCAGUUGCUGCGGGCGCUGUGCGUGGGCGCCCAGGCGGUAGGGGCGUCGCUGCUGGCGGUGCUUGCUGGGAGGAGCGUCGCCAUUGACACAGCCAAAGCCAUCGCCGGCAAUGCGGCGGACGCAGAGUCCCCCGUGAAGGACCUGACCGACUCGUGGGAGGCCCUGUCCAUGGACAUGGAGCAGUGGAACCUCCUGCUGCGACAGACGGAGGACUGCCUGCUCCUCAACACGCUCCUGCACGGCCAGCUCGACCCGCACCACAGAGCAGUGGCGGUGGCCGAUGUCUCCCAGGGCCAGACGAGCAGCACCGCCUCCGUGAAGAAGCUGCUCGAGGGCGGCCGGGGCUCCGUGGCCGACAGCGUCGCCAAAUGGGUGGUGCGACAGGGCCUCCCCCCUGAUGCGUUGGGCCGGGCGUGCCGACACCGACGUCCGCGGGUCAAUGACGACGGCGAUGACGGUGGCGGCAGUGGCAGCGGCGACGGCGACGACGACACCCGGGAGGACGGGGGCGACGCGUGGGCAGACCCGCCGGGCAGUGACGUUCAGAGUGGCGCGUAUGCCAGCCUCAGCCAGAUUGUGGCCGUGCUGCGAGCGGCAUCGGAGCGCUUCCCCUGCAGCCUGGAGGCCGACGCGCUGCACGCGCACUGCUGCUGGGAGUACGUGGUGCGGUGGAACAAGGAUCCUGAGGAGAGCGAGCUCCUCGCCAUGGCUGCCAGGCAUCUGAAAAGCAUCCGCAACGCACACAUCAAACUCGGCAUCAGCAUCAUGAUGUGGAACACGUUCAUUGCCAAGCGGCUGUCUGCGGUGGCCUUCCUGAUGGAGAAGGUCGGGAAACCCCCAAAGGAAAGGUUGUGCAGGCGGGACGUCGGCAUGAGCGACAAAGGCCUGUGCAGCUUCGUGGACUCCUGCAGCCAGCUGCUGCACACAAUCAUGGAGGCCGACGUGGAGCGUGACGAGAUGGAGCUGCCUGGCCUGGAGCAGGAGGAGGCAUGGCUCGCUAGCGAGGGCCCCGCAUGCCUGGCCGAGCUGGCGCUGGAGCAGCCGGCCGUGCACUACCCGCUAGUGCAGCACCAUUACCUGCUGUGCUGCGUGCUGCAUGCCACCCUGCGCUUCUCGCUGCGAGCAAAGCCCCUGUCCUUGUUCGACGCCAGGGGAAGGAACACGUUCUUCAAAGACCUCUCGUCCCUGCCCCUGCUGCCGUCGGGAGAGAUGGACCCGAGCCUCAUCUCCGUCAGACAGCAGUUCCUGCUGAAGCUGACGUCGGGCGUAGUUUCAGCGAUGGCGACACCGAGGCUCGGAGGGGCGUCCGGACCGUCGGGUGAGGAUGGUGCAGUCCGUGUGGCACUCGGCGCCCGCGCUCAAGAUCUGCCGGGUCAGUGGCCGGCGCUGGCUGUGGAGAUGGCGCUGCACCUGCAGGUGAACGAGGACGUGGUGAAGCGCCACUACGCCUGCGAGCUGUACAGCGCCGGCCUGGACCCGCUCGCCGAGGAGGCAUGCCUGGCGGUGAGCGACCACGAGGUGUUCGCCUCCCAGCUGCUCAUGCUGGCCGGGCAGCGGCUGGCCUACGCGCUGCUGCACACGCAGACCAAGGACGGCAUGGAGCUGCUGUCCCGACUCCCGCCCACGCUCUGCACCUGGCUCAAGGCCAUGGACCCGAGCGAGCUGCGUUGCACGAGCGUGCCGAUCGAGGCGACGGCGCGGCUGGUGACGCACGUGCUGGACCUGCUGCCCGAGCGCCACGGGCAGUACAACCUCGCGCUGCAGCUGGUGGAGUCCGUGCACGCCCUCUCCCGGUGACGGGCACGGGCGGCCCCCGACGCACGAGGGCAGUACUAGCGGCGCAACCAAGAGGGCUACACAUACACACAAGCCAUGGUCCACUUGACGGCCGCAGCACUACCCUGUCACGGGAAUCAUCUCGCUGUUCAUUAGAAGCGGUUUGCGGCUACUGCACAUUUCCCGUUAAGGCCACGACUCACGCUGGGCAAUUUGAUCGAAAUCGGUGCUGGGAAUGUUCACUGGCAACAGAUUUACUUUAAACUGUGGCGAAUUUGGUAUGGGAAAUGGCAUCUAGUUCUGUCUAGCAAUUAAAGCAAAAUUUGUUUUGAAGUGUGUUUGAUGAACAUUGUCCAUCUACAGAGUACGCAACCCCAGGUAGGCAUGUAACCUCGACCUUUGAGCUGGUCAGAAGUUGUAUUUCCAGUUGGCCACGAGAGGGAGUACCAAUCAGGUUUGCCCGAUAGCAAGUAGUGCUGCCACUGUUGCUUGUGACGGUUGCUGAUGACGACUUCCCCAAAAUGUCCCGAGUGUGUCGUGACCUUCAGGAGAGGAAACUGCAGGAGUGUGCAUUUGCUCGCACACCAAGCAAGACUUUAGUUGAGUCAACAGUGGCAUCGGCGAGGGGCUCACACGGCAGCAGAGCCUGGCGAUGCACGGCCUUGCGCCCUUAUGACAAGGCAGCAGAUGCUGCUGAAACUCAUUUUUUUCACAGCUUUCAGUUCAUUUUCUGACACUGCAUUCGAACGUGCCUCAAAAGUAAACAGGAACGCAAGCAUAUUUUGUACAGGCAAGUGUAUGUAUGUAUGUUGAACUUCUUUCGCACGGUACGUAGUGGAGGUGCGGGGGAAGGACAACAACCUAAACAUAAGUAGUAGUUCUAAAGUAAUUAGUUUCCAAUCUAGAUUUAAAAUUGCAUAGCUCCAGUGGCUUUCCGAAUAUCGGAGGGAAGAGGGUUUCAGACGGCCGCAGAAGCAUAUCUGAAAGCGUGCGAUGCAGGCACCUUUACCCACCUCUGCUGGGCCUUGCCCCCCCAGCGUCCUUGGCUCGACUCUACCCCAUGACCGCUUCAGGUACACAGCUCAAUGGGGACAAUAGCAAAAUUAACCUCUCAGCUUGUGGGGAGUCGCUGUGGCCUUUGCUCACGAAGUACCACUGCUUCCGUUGAUUUGACGCGAGCGUGCUGAAGUUUGCAACCAGGGCCACGACUAACAACAGGAGGCACGCUCGCACAACCCGCCACACGGGCACGGUUAGAUGUUGCAACACGGUCGUGCGCGCAGGAACUCGUGCAAGUGGCCGGGCGGAAUGCAGAUGUUGUGACGUGAAGUGUUUCGUUGCUUUGACGAGUUUAACGAGUUGUGUGCCAAGCUAUUUGCGGCGGGAAAAAUUUAUUUGUACGUGUGCUUAACGCGCAUGCUAGAUGGUGCUGGCAGGCAUGAAAGUGAGGCGCAUUCUUGGUCUUGGUUCAACGAUGUGCUGGAAAGUUUAAAUGAAGCCCGUGUCCACACCACUCCGGUACUUUUGGAUGGAGGCAAUUAUAACAAAAAAUAAAAUGUAUCUUGAAGUGUCGCACGUGGCGAUACAGGAUUUCACUCUGUAUGUACAAAGCAGCAGAGUUGUGUCCGGGGCACACGUCCACACGUGCGACCGACACGUUAGGUCACACAACGGUGUCCAGCAUGAAACACCCGGAGCGAUAUUUGACAAAUGCAAUUAAAUGUUUACAUGAAUCCUAACGCCCUUAAGCAGACGUCAAGCCAUUUCCAAACACUUAAUUGUAUUUCUCCCCCAAAAGGAACUUGAUCGUUUUAUUUGAUAACAAUGUGCUCGAUAUUCAGUGUUCGGAGUCAAGUGAAACAGUGCUAUCAUGUCUUGUAUCUAUGUCGUAGUUAUCCACACACUAAUAUUAAUGCAACACAUACUUAAGAGGCGAGUAAAAAAUAAAGGUGGCUCGAUUGACGCUAUGGAUGCAUUCUCGGUGUGGCUUGAGCGUUAACGGGGAAGCGGAGCCCAGCGUCGAACUUGUGAUAUUGCCCUGGAAAUGUAACCGAGCCACGGUGACCUCUGUGUAAAGUUGUGUAAAUUACUUAG